This is a messenger RNA of Linum tenue, 607 nucleotides long. Lineage: Eukaryota; Viridiplantae; Streptophyta; Magnoliopsida; Malpighiales; Linaceae. The record is from the annotation of a GenBank genome assembly.
AUUAAUCCUUGGGAACUAUAUAUACGGUAAGCUUUAUAGCUCCACUUCUACAUAUUGAAAUUCUUAUUUAUUUUCAAGGCUACAAGUAAUCACCAAUAUGAAGACUCAAUCAAGUAAUGCCCUCUUGAUCUUUCUGCUUCUCCUCCUUAUUUCUGGAAAUUGUUGGGGAAGGCAAUUGAGCAGAGACGACGGAUCGGUACUCGCUUUCUGUUGGAAAACAACCAUAGAAAUGGGAGAAUGUAUAUAUGAUAGAUGCCAAAUGGAAUGUGAAAGAAUGCUUGGAACGGCUGCUGUUGCUGACUGUCGUUUGGCAACCAUCAUAUGUGACUGUUAUUUGCAAUGUUGAGAUCAUCAUAAUCAUCACAUAUAUUUUGUGAUCGAUUUUUUUGAAUAAUUUUUUUUUCCACAUAUAUAUAUAUAUAUAUAUAUAUAUAUAUAUAUAAACUAGUCUGUAAUAAGGAUAGAAAUGCUAUAGGCGCUAUGUAUUGUGAUUGAAGUUAUUGAAAUUGCUAUUUGAAUACAAAUUUAAUCAAUAGUGAAAAUGGCAGUUCUUGUGAGAUGAGAAUUUGUACGGGUAUUCCUUUCUGGAAUUCAUGUUAUUGGAACA